Manis javanica (Malayan pangolin) is the source of this 2731-nucleotide messenger RNA. The record is from RefSeq and is a predicted model, not a curated record. Lineage: Eukaryota; Metazoa; Chordata; Mammalia; Pholidota; Manidae.
CGCCGAGCCCCUUAGGACGGCCUCGUCCGCCCCACCUGUCCCACAAGAGCGUGGAAGGCAGUGGGAGCGACGGGAUGAGAGUCACAAGAUAAAGCGGCCGGAGGAGGGGGGAUGCCACCCGCAGCGCCUCGCGGCCGCCGAGCUCGCAUUGCGCGGCGCUGAGCCGAGCCUCAAAGGCUUGAAGGAGGGGUGCAGACAGGCCGAGUCCCUGUGAGGCUAAGACCGAAGUUUCGCCGCCGGCCGGCUGGCUGCGCUCCGGCGGAUCGCCGCGUCGCCCCCUUGGACACCACCUCGGUCGCCGCAGGUGAGCGGGGCCGGCACUGCCCGGAGGCAACAGGUUUGGGACUAGCAUGCGCGGCGUGCAGGGAGGGACUGAACCUUCGGGGACAAAAGGGAAGGACGGGCCCCCGGACGUCAGCGCCAUGAAUGCGACAACGGUGGGAACGCGGUGCGAGCUGCGGCGGUUCGGCCAAGUGCGGGCUUGGCCAGACGGAGAGAUGGCAAAUCCUGAAGUUGUUAUAAGUAACUACAGCUCUCUGGAAGAGGAAAAUCACUACACUUUUAACCAGCAUACAUUUUCCUCUGAGCAGCUUCUAUUAGAAGACCAGAUGAGGCAAAAAGUCAGUUUUUUUUUCAUGAACCCUUGUGAGAAGUUCCGGACUCAAGGUAGAAAACCGUGGAAACUUGGCACACAAAUUCUAAAAAUUGUAAUGGUGACGAUCCAGCUGAUCCUGUUUGGGCUAAGUAACCAGAUGGUGGUAGCUUUCACAGAAGAGAACACUAUAGCAUUCAAACACCUCUUCCUAAAAGGAUAUGUGGAUGUGAACCAAUUGGAUGACACCUAUGCAGUAUACACACAAAGUGAUGUUUAUGAUCAGAUCAUCUUUGCAGUAAACCAGUACUUGCAGCUGCGCAAUGUCUCAGUUGGGAAUCACGCUUACAAGAGAGAGGGUUCGGAGGAAUCUCCUAUGGCAAUCUGUCAGCACUUCUACAAGCAAGGAAACAUCUUUCCUGAAAAUGACACCUUUGACAUUGAUUCUGAAAUUGAAACUGAAUGUUUCUUUAUAGAGCCAGAUGAAUCUUUUUAUAUUGGAACACUAGAAGAAAAUAAACUCAAUUUAACACUGGACUUUCACAGACUUCUAACAGUGGAGCUGCAGUUUAAACUAAAGGCCAUUAAUCUGCAGACCAUUAGUCAUCAGGAGCUUCCUGACUGUUAUGACUUUACAGUGACUAUAACAUUUGACAAUAAGGCCCAUAGUGGAAGAAUUAAGAUAAGUUUAGAAAAUGACAUUUCCAUCAAAGAAUGUAAAGAUUGGCAUAUAUCUGGAUCAAUUCAGAAGAACACUCAUUACAUGAUGAUCUUUGAUGCCUUUGUAAUUCUGACAUGUUUGGCUUCAUUAAUGCUGUGCAUUCGAUCUGUGAUUAGAGGACUUCAACUUCAGCAGGAAUAUACCAAGUUUUUCCUCCUCUACUAUAAGAAGGAAGUUUCUGUUUCUGAUAGAAUGGAAUUUGUCAAUGGAUGGUACGUUACAAUUAUCAUUAGUGACAUAUUGACAAUCACUGGAUCAGUUCUGAAAAUGGAAAUCCAAGCUAAGAGUCUAGCGAGUUAUGAUGUCUGUAGCAUACUUCUUGGGACCUCUACCAUGCUUGUGUGGCUUGGAGUCAUCCGAUACCUCGGUUUCUUUCAGAAGUACAAUCUCCUUAUUCUGACCCUGCAGGCAGCACUGCCCAGUGUCAUCAGGUUCUGUUGCUGUGCAGCUAUGAUUUAUUUAGGCUAUUGCUUCUGUGGAUGGAUUGUGCUGGGCCCUUACCAUGAUAAGUUCCGUUCUCUGAACAUUGUCUCUGAGUGCCUUUUCUCUCUGAUAAAUGGAGAUGAUAUGUUUGCCACAUUUGCAAAUAUGCAGCAAAAAAGUUACUUGGUCUGGUUGUUUAGCAGAAUCUACCUCUACUCAUUCAUCAGCCUCUUCAUAUAUAUGGUUUUAAGUCUUUUCAUAGCGCUGAUCACUGAUACAUAUGAAACAAUUAAGCAUUACCAACAACAUGGCUUCCCAGAGACUGACCUGCGUACAUUUAUAUCAGAGUGCAAACAUCUACCCAAUUCUGGAAAAUACAGAUUAGAAGAUGACCCUCCAGUAUCUAUAAUCUGCUGUUGUAAAAAGUAGCUAUCAGGCUAAUCUGUGCUCUCAAGGGAAAUAAAGGGGGCUGAGUUGGGAGACUGUAUAGAUACUUUAAGAUCAGGUGUAAUGCAUUCAAAGACUAAUACUAUUUUGAGCAAAUUGAUGGCUAUAAUCCAUUAAGAACUAUGUUUAUAUUUUUAAAAGUAAUAUUUAAUGUCUUUGUAGCUUUAUGUUUGGUUUAUUUAAAAAACAACUAACCUUAAUGAGGGAAGCUUUCUUGUUUAUUUUGCCAUAGCUUUAGAAUGGCCCUCUUUCCUCUAGCUUUUACAUUUUUUCUUCUAGCUAUUCUGACUGUGCUGUGUCAUCAGUGGAAAAUAAUGCCUGGUUUGACUUCAGAUAGCUCACUAACCCUGGCCUGGACCACUCUCAGGGUUCCAUCCCCGAGACAGAGGUUGAUUGCUAUAUAUCCAGUAAUCAUUGCAUUUUAAAACCUUCUCUUAAAGGGUAGACUAAGCAAGCAAGAACCACCACCAGGUAACAGCCUAAUAUUUGAUUCUGAAGGACAACUGUUACCUGGCUGCUUUUAGUUGUGGAAAGGACUGGGUUUUUAA